AUGGCCCAGGGGCCAGGAAAACUCGCAAUUCAGCAGGACAAACCCAUCCACCAACUAUCCCCCGACACAGUCAUCGUAAAGACAGCCGCGGUUGCCAUCAACCCCGUCGACGCGAAGAUGCUCGGCUACAGCCCAGCUGCCGGCGCCAUCCUCGGCCACGACUUCGCCGGCACGGUCGUCGCCCUCGGCGGCAGGGUGGCAGGCAUGGUCCACGGCAUGAAUAAGCUGCGAAGGGAACGUAGGCCCGCACGCGGAUUUUCUGCUCAAGGUUCCCUAGCAUAUGAGUCUCGAGGAGGCCGCGUCGCUGGGGACCAAACUCGCCACCGCUACGCUGGCUCUCUUCAGGAACUGUGCGUGCCUGCAUCCCUAGAGCAGCUGCAUGAUCGUCCUUCUACCAUGCCCAAUGACAAGGACAAUGUCAAUGAGAAUCCCCCCGAAGCGAAAGGAAAGGGAGUUCGUCCUAGUGGCAGGCGGCAGCACGGCAACCGGCAUACGCGCCCUCCGGCUUGGGCGAUCCAGAUUCUCCCUCUGCGUGGAGUAGUCUUUCCCUGCCAUUGA
This is a messenger RNA of Aspergillus udagawae, 558 nucleotides long. RefSeq lists its product as uncharacterized. NCBI's taxonomy places the organism in Eukaryota, Fungi, Ascomycota, Eurotiomycetes, Eurotiales, Aspergillaceae. Gene Ontology annotation, molecular function: oxidoreductase activity, acting on NAD(P)H. The coding region runs from base 1 to 558 and encodes 185 amino acids. The record is from RefSeq and is a predicted model, not a curated record. The transcript has a single exon.